AUGGCUAUAUCAGUGGGGGGUGUACUUUCAGGUGUGAACCCUUUUGAAUAUAAUGCAGGAUCGCCAGUUACUCUCUUCUUAUUCCAAGUAUGCUUAAUAUUAGCAAUGUGUAACCUUUUACACCUGAUAUUUGCGAGAAUACGUCAACCUAAAGUUAUCUCAGAGGUAAUUGCAGGGGUCAUAUUGGGUCCAACUGUAUUUGGCCAAAUACAGAAUUAUACAAACACUGUCUUCCCUAAAUCAUCUAUUCCAGGGUUAAGUUUAACUGCAAACUUAGGGAUCAUCUUAUUUAUGUUCUUUUUAGGCUUGGAAGUUGAUUUACAAUUUAUAAAGAAAAAUAUCAAAACUGCUGUAACUAUUGGCUUGGCAACAUUAGCUGUCCCUUUUGGAUGUGGGUGUUUAAUUUCUAUACCUUUAUUUCAUAAUUAUGCAAAUAAAGAUCCAAAUGGAAGAACAAUAAAAUUCACAGUCUUUAUGAUCUUUAUUGCCGUUUCAAUGUCAGUAACUGCCUUUCCCGUGUUAUGUAGAAUACUGAAUGAAUUAAGACUCAUAAAAGAUAGAGCUGGUAUCAUAGUACUAGGUGCUGGUAUUAUUAAUGAUAUAUUAGGUUGGAUCUUAUUGGCUUUAAGUAUUAUCCUAUCAAAUUCUGAAUCAAAUCCGGUCAAUACAGUUUAUAUUUUAUUAUGUACAUUUGGAUGGUUCUUAAUAUAUUUUUAUCCAGUUAGAUAUAUUUUAAAAUGGGCACUUAUAAAGACACAUGAAUUAGAUAGAUCAAGACCUUCACCAUUUGCAACAAUGUGUAUUCUAUUUAUCAUGUUUGUCUCAGCGUACUUUACUGAUAUUAUCGGAGUACAUGCAAUUUUUGGCGCUUUUAUUGCGGGAUUAAUUGUACCUAGAGAUAACAAUUAUGUUAUCAAAUUAGCUGAACGCAUGGAAGAUAUUCCAAAUAUAAUCUUAAUUCCAAUAUAUUUUGCCGUUGCGGGAUUGAAUGUAGAUUUAACUUUAUUAAAUGAAGGUAAAGAUUGGGGUUUUGUUUUUGCUUGUAUUGGGAUUGCAAUAGCUAGCAAAGUAAUUUCAGGCUGCAUAGUAGCAAAAUUAAAUGGUUUAUUUUGUCGAGAGUCACUUGCUGUUGGUAUAUUAAUGUCAUGCAAGGGUAUUGUAGAAAUUGUUGUCUUAACAGUAGGUUUAAACUCAGGAAUUAUAAAUCAGAAAAUUUACGGUAUUUUUAUUCUAAUGGCUUUGGUAUCUACAUUUGUUACGACUCCAUUGACAAUGAUUGCAUACCCUGACCAUUAUAGAAAGGAAAUAAACGAUAUAAUAAAUAAGAAAGAUGUAGAAAGUGAAACAUCAUCUAUUCAGUCCUUAUCAACUGUACCCAUUACAGCUAGUAAAAAUAAAUUAAAUACAUAUAAAGAUUUAAAAGUAUUUCAAAUAUCGGAAAUUGUUACUAUUAUUAAUAAUUCUGAAGAGAUAUCAGCAUGUUUGGAAAUGUUAAAUUAUUUUACAUUGGGAAACAAUCAACAUAACCCUGUAUCAGUCCCACUAAAUAAUAUUAAUUUAACCAAGAAUAGCAAUUCUUCUAGUAGUAAAGUAUUCCCUAGAUUCAAAAGAUUAACUAAAAGUUUGACCCAUAGUACUGAAGAUUCUAUUUCAACUCUUACAGUUAUUGAAGAAAAUCAUUGCAUUUUUGAACAAUGUUUACCAUUAAAAGCUAUCCAUUUGAGAUUAUUAACCGAAAGAACAACUGAUCUGUUACAAUCUUCAACUUUAUACAAUGAUGAUCUACAUUUUACUGCAAAUUCAGAUUCAUUAUUACAAAUAUUUUUCAUGUUUGCAAGACUAGCUAAAGUGCCAUUUUCAAGUGAAGUUAUAUUCUCAACAAUGAAAGAGAAGGCUAUAAAUAUAAACACAUUAUCUCUUAUCGAAUCUAGUUUAGUGUUUUUCCCCUUAAAAGGAGCAUCUUAUCAAUCAAAGGAUUCUUCUGUUUUAAAUGAUGAUAGAUAUAAGUCGUUUGACCAUAUUUUUUCUCAUAUAUUAGGUUCAAAUGAACUUCCGUCUAAUUAUUUCUCACAAUUAACUGAAUUGAAGUCUAAUAUUUUAUUUCUUAUUUCAAAUAAUAGUGAUCGUCUAAAUGUUGACAGAUUUAAAACAAAAAAUUUCUAUUUGCUUUUACAAAACCCUAAUAUCACAUCAUCGGAUUUACUAGCUAUAUAUUUAUUCCUUUUAAUAAAUUAUAGAGGUAGAAAGAAUCAAUACAACAUUAAAACAUCAAUUUUCAUUAAUGAAAAAAAUAGUCAUUUUAUUGAUAAUUUAUGCUCUGUAUUUGAAGAUCAGUCUUGGUUUGAAAUAUCCUCUAUUGAUAUUAUUUUAAUAAAUCCUAACGUGAAAAAUGAGAGUGACAUAUCCUGUGAAUGUUUUAUCAAAUGCGUUUUGGAGAAUAUAAGGUUAACUGAAAAAGAAGACAUGCUGGAAGAAGCCACAUUUAUAAUUGCAGAACGUUACUUUGUGGGAGGUAAUCCCUUCUCAGAUGAGGUGAAGGAUAUUAUAUUAGAGGGUGCCAACAAAAGAUUCAAUAUUCUAAUUACACAUCAUUAUAGUUCUCUUAAUGAUAAAUUUCUUGGUUAG
Molecule: messenger RNA, 2625 nt
Organism: Arxiozyma heterogenica
Lineage: Eukaryota; Fungi; Ascomycota; Saccharomycetes; Saccharomycetales; Saccharomycetaceae
Gene: KHA1
Product: Kha1p
Exons: 1
Coding region: 1-2625 (874 amino acids)
Biological process (GO): proton transmembrane transport
Cellular component (GO): membrane
Molecular function (GO): monoatomic cation transmembrane transporter activity; antiporter activity
Source: RefSeq, a predicted model, not a curated record